Molecule: messenger RNA, 657 nt
Organism: Nannizzia gypsea CBS 118893
Lineage: Eukaryota; Fungi; Ascomycota; Eurotiomycetes; Onygenales; Arthrodermataceae
Exons: 3
Coding region: 1-657 (218 amino acids)
Source: RefSeq, a predicted model, not a curated record
AUGUCCGGAUACUACGGAGGCCACCCUCAGGGCGGCGGCUAUGAUAACCACGGCCAACAGCAAGGCCAGUAUUAUCAGGGCCAGGACCAAUACCAGCAGCAUCCGCAGCAGCAGCCAUACGGCGGCCAGCAUCAGGGGCCUCCCCAACAAGGUGGCUACUACGACCAAGGCGCUCCUCAACAGCAGCAAUAUGGUUAUAAUGCCCCUCCUCAGCAGUAUGAUAACAGAGACCAACAUCAGUAUGGCGGCGGAUACCCUCCGGCCGGCCAGCAGCAUCAUCAAGGUGAGAGCAAUGCGUACUAUGGAGGCGGGGGCCCACCACAGCAUGGCGGAAUGCAAGGGGCUCCCGCUUACCCCCAGGGCCCAGGUGGGCCAGGCGGACCAGGCGGACCUGAAGGUGAAAGAGGUCUGGGAAGCACACUGAUCGGAGCUGCUGGAGGUGGGUUCAUGGGCAAUAAGCUUGGCGGAGGGGCGUUGGGCACCAUCGGUGGCGCUGUUAUCGGUGCUGUUGGAGCUAAUGUCGCUGGACAUGCCAUUAAGGACCAUCACAAGAAACACAAAGGCGAGAAGAAACACAAGAAGGACAAAAAGCAUAAAAAGGAGAAGAAGAGGGGCCACGGUUCGUCCUCGUCCUCCGAUAGUAGCGACAGCGACUAG